CCUGUCUAAUAUGCAGGUGCUGAGAGAGAGAUAUUACACAAGCUUAUGUUCACAUGUAUGUGUUGCAUAAUGCAUAUGCACAUACAGUGAGAGUCGAAAGGCCAAAUCCACAAGUAAUUAUUAAGUAAAUAAGUAAGUAUUAGUUAUUACUUUUAAUAAGUAUUUUAUGCGCGCACACAUACACAUAUAUAAAUUGUAUAUACAUAUGUAUUAGGCUAUAUAUACACAUAAUCUAUGUCAUACAACAUAAGUUUUAAUGUAUGUGUGUAUAUAUAAAUAAAUAUAUGCAUUAGCUUCAUAAGUUUCAUAAGCUAUUUAAAUUUUAAUAAAGAGUAAUGAAAAAUUUAGCUAAUGCACUAGGGCAAUCGGGACAAAAUGAAUCCACCUUCAUCGAAAAUGACUUGGGAUUUAUUUCUAGCCAAGAGUACUGUUCUUUUCAUUUCAGAGUACAUCCUUUAGCACCAUAUUGCCAUUAUGUCAAAUAAAUUAUAUUUGCAUAAGAAAACAUGCAAAUGUGCUGCGAAACUCCAGAAGAUUAAAUCUCCAAAAAACAAAUGACAUCGAUUUUCGGUCAUUCAAAUCUGAGUUUACGACUUUCUGUACUAUCAAAAUCUUUGUGCUAAACUAUUUAUGUGGGUUAGAAUAAAGUAAUAAUUUAUCCAAAAAUAAAACUGCUGUCAUUAUUUUCUCACUCUCAUGUUUGUGGUGCUUCAAGAUUGAAACAUGGGAAAGCACUGUGGAACAGUGGGUUUCUAAAAUUCCCUCAUAUAAAAGGCGGUCAGUGACCCCUCCACGGGAGACCGUGACUAAAUCUGAGCACUUUUGUUCAUCGUGGGGAAACCACAGAGCCAACCGUUACAAACCCUGUGAGAUUUUCGUCUUUGCUGUAAUAACCUCUUUUUCUCUUUGCACUACAGGUGUUUGACAUUUCAGCAGAAACAACUUCAGGCUGAGACACGUUCAAUGAACUCCACCAGGCAUCUGACAAGAAAACCGUAUUUUUCUCUAUUAGGAUGGCUGGAAACAUCUUGAGAAGGCUGUGAGAACAACUUUUGUGAGCUCAGAGACAUAAAAUUGUAUGUGUUGCACCUGGUGAUGAAAGAGAAUUGGAAAAAUUGUUACAUUUUUAGGCAUGGAAUGACAACUUAGAAUUAUACUAAACAUUCCAAUUUUUUCUCUUGUCCCUUUUCAGAUCAAGCCUUUUUUUCCAUUUGGUGGAUGAUAAAACAAGUGAAAAUCUCCAUAUACUCCAUAUACAAACCACUCAGGAAUAUCCUGACAGCCACCCAGUACACCCUAGCAUCCACAUAGCAACACCCUGGCAUCAACCCAGAACACCCUAUUAACCACUUAGCAACACCCAGACAGCCACCCAGAACACCUUAGUAAUACCCUGGCAUCACCCUAGAACACCCUAGCAACCACUUAACAACACCCUGGCAGCCACCCACCCUAGCCACCACUUAGCAACACCCUGGCAGCCACCCAGAACACCUUAGUAAUACCCUGGCAUCAAACCAGAACACCCUAGCAACCACUUAGCAACACCCUGACUGCCAAUCACCCUAGCCACCACUUAGCAACACCCAGGCAGCCACCUAGAACACCUUAGUAAUACACUGGCAUCAACCCAGAACACCCUAGCAACCACUUAGCAACACCCUGCAGCCACCCAGAACACCUCAGCAAUAGCCUGGCAUCAACCCAGAACACUCUAGCAACCACUUAGCAACACCCUUGUAGCCAGGCACCCUAGCCACCACUUAGCAACACCCUGGCAGCCACUCAGAACGCCUUAGUAAUACCAUGGAAUCAACCCAGAACACCAUAGCAACCACUUAGCAACACCCUGGCACCCAGGCACCCUAGCCACUACUUAGCAACACCCUGGCAGCCACCCAGAACACCCUAGCAACCUAUUAGCAACACCCAGGCAGCCACCCAGAACACCUUAUCAAUACCCUGGCAUCAAUCUAGAACACCCUAGCAACCACUUAGCAACACCCUGGCAGCCAGGCACCCUAGCCACCACUCAACAACAUCCUAGCAGCCACCCAGAGCACCUUAGUAAUACCCUGGCAACCACGUACUGUAGCAGUACCCUAGCAGCCACCCAGAGUACCUAAGCAACAACUUGGCAACCACCCAGAACAACCUAACAACCUAGCAAACACUGAGCAACACCCUGAUAGCCACCCAGAACACAUAUGUAAUACCCUGGCAACCACCCAGACCAACUUAGCAACACCGUGAAAGAAAUCCAGAACACCCUAAUGACCAACCUGAGCACUUUAGUAACAUCCUGGGAGCCAUAUAGAACACCCUAGCAACUUCUGAACAGCCCCUGGCAAUCCCCUAGAAAACCAAACACUCAUCAGUACCAUGGCAUCCACCCAGAUCAACCUAGUGACCAAUUAGCAACACCUUGGCAGCCACCCAGAACACCCUAGUCACCACUUACCAACACCCAGGCAGCCACCCAGAACAACUUAUCAAUACCCUGGCAUCAACCCAGAACACCCUAGCAAACACUUAGCAACACCCAGGCAGCCAAGUACCCUAGUCACCAUUUAGCAACACUCUGGCAGCCACCCAAAACACCUUAGUAAUACCCUAGCAACUGUGUACUGUAACAACACCCAGGCAGCCAGCCAGGGUACCUAAGCAACACCUUGGCAACCACAUAGAAACACCUGGGCAGCCACCCAGAACAACCUAGCAACCACUGAGCAACACCCUGAUAGCCACCCAGAACACAGUUCAAUACCCUGGCAACCAUCUAGAGCAACUUAGCAACACCGUGAAAGCCAUCCAGAACACCCUAAUGACCACUCUGAACCUUAGUAACAUCCUGGGAGCCAUCUAGAACACCCUAGCAACUACUGAAAUACCAUGACAUCCACCCAGAUCACCCUAGUGACCACUUAGCAACAUGUAAGCAGCCACCCAGAACACCCUGGCAAAUACUCAGUGAAACCCACAACAUCUUAACUAGCACCACCUUAGUAACAACCUGGCAACCAUCCAGCAGAACCUACAACCACUGAGCAACACUAAUUUUAAGCAUUUUUAAAUAAGCUAAACAUAUGUAUUCAAAGUUUAUGUCAUGUUCACCUGCGAUGGCUUUGAAGUGAAUGUGUUAUCAGUAGUUCCUCAACUCCCCAACAGUACUGUGAACCAGAGCAAAAAUGAAAAUGGAGAAAGGAAAUGCACACAAAAGCACCAUUAUCAGCUGGUUCCAUCUGAACAAUCACAUCUGUGUGCGGAUAAGGACAGAUGGAUAUGGCUGCCUUGAAGGCGUGGGGUUUCAGGCAGAUUGUUGCAAUUCUUCACCAGAUUUGAAAGCCUGUGCAGCACUGAUGCUCGUUAAGCCCAUUGCCCUUUUGAAACCAAUUUCGGUGUCUCUGCACUCAUGCCCGUGCGAAUAUGUGGUCAGCUUGCUUUUUCAGGCUGUCGCGCCUCAUGCGGCGCUUGACUCAGUCUGGAUUACGACAGCACUUUCCCUGCUCUAGGUCACCAGGAUCAGCUCUCGCUCAACACCACAGCCAUACAUAUAAUCCCAUCAGCCCCAGCAUGGAAGAAGAGGAUUUCAGGGUGACUAUGAGGACUUUGAGAGAAGAUUAGGCCACUGGAUAUCUCAUUCCGCCUCACAAAUGGAGAGUAAGAUCAUCAAAUCGGGGAUCAUUUGCUUGCUUUACAUUUCCACAUGUGUAGAUUUAGAUUUUAUCUGUUGUUUUUACCCAGAGAAUUCAGAAAUGUCAGAAUAAUGCAGAAUAAUUUGCAAAAAUGUGUUGUAUGCAUAUGCAAAUUAAACAAACAGCAGGGAAUUCUGUAUUUCACAGUGCAAUACGCUCAACUUGACCUUGCUUUCCAAUUCCAAAAGCAUUUAUGAUAUCUAUUUUGACUCAAUAUUUGAUUGUUGAAAUGAAACAAUGCUAAUUAAUCUAGAUGAUAUAAUAUAAAAUGAUAGUUCUGGUUUUUUUUUUUUUUGUUUUUUUUUUUUACAAAAUUGUAGGCAGUGUAUAGUGUGUAGUAUUCAGUUAGUGAGCUGGUGUUCCAUUCCACAGUCAUGCACGUUUGAGGCUGCAGUCUGUAGCGCCAUCUAGUGCCUGCUGACAAAACAAUCACAUUUUCUACUAAACAUUUGAAAACAAAAUGUGUUUGUCAAUAAAAGGAAAGACGGCCAUGUGUCCAUGAGAGCACAUGUGGGUUUGUGUGUGUGUGAAGUGGCUUUGACAUCAGCAAAGAUCACAACACACCUGCACACUGACCCCAAUCCUCAUAAGGAUCUUACUGUCAAUCACUGAGACAGUUGUCAGUCUAACGCAACCUCUCUCUUUCUCUCUCUCUCUCUCUCUCUCUCUGCAAAGUCACAGUCUCGUGCGGGUCAGGACAGAGGAAAAACAAACACGCACGGCCUGAUGAUUCGGCAAAAACACACACAGGAAAUUAUGGCAUCAGUUAUUCAGGAAAGUUUGACCUACCGGGGGAAAAAUGCAAUGAUCCAUCUAAAUGGCUGUGGCAUUCAGCUGGUGUCUAAAAAGGGCCGUCUCUCACGCACACCUGCCCUCCAUCUGUUACCGACACAUGCUGAGGAACCUGUUUGCUUGACGCUCUCCUCAUCCUCCUCCUCCUUCUCCUCUUCCUCCUCCAUACAGGAUCAGGGUAGAGCUCCUGCUCAGCCCUCAGAGCGAGAGAAAGAGGCUGAGAAUCUGCCCCCGAGACGCCCUCUGAAACUCGCUCCGUUAGAGCUCCCCCUAGAGGUGAGAGAGGCACAGCGGCAGAAGAUCAAAAGCGCUCAGGAGGCCAAAGCGGCGGCCUGUAAUUCUGCUGAGACGUAUCCAAGAAAAGCAAAGGUUUGUUGGCAGGACGGCCCAGCCAAGUCACCAGAACGCCUCCCGCUGAGUACCAUCACAGAGCACCACAAAACACUGCUACCUGUCAAUCAAGUCAAGAUUGGUUCUGAUAGGCCAGUGGGGAAGGAGGUGGGGCAAGGGGAAGGUAAUCCAUCAGUUCACUCGGCACAUGCUCUCGAGAACAUUUGCCAAUCAGAGCAUGGCAACAGCCAAUCCGCCGCUCCCGCUAAGAACCAGGAUGCAGUCAAAAAGCGUCUAAGACUGCGAAGGACCCAGCGGCUAGAGGAGGAUCAAAGCAAAUCCAGCUCAUUAACAGGUGGAUUAUCUGCUGAUGAGAGCAAACAGGCCUCAGCCGGCCCUGGUCAGCGCGCCGCAGAGAAGGCCAUCAGAGAUGCCAGCCGUGUGCUGGAAAAGGCAUCAUGGAGGAACCCACGGGAACCUGGGAUUUUUGAGAUGGAGGCAGUGGGUAAAGUUGGGAGAAGGAUGGCUGUUAAUGACAUUCAGGAAGCCUGUGUUCUGACUCUUUGACCUGAAGAGGAAGUGCAACACACGGUGUUGGGGUUAGAGACUUGAACAUGGCAAUAUAGCCAUGUCUGCAGAGGAUUUUCCCUCUUGGGUUUAGAUGGAAAAACAGUAAUGUAGAAAACAGCACAACAUUCCUGAUCCAGAUAUUGGUAUAUAAGUAUAAAUAAGGGAUUAUGUACAGUGAGAAAUUUUUAACAUAAAAUUUCAGAAAAGUUGUAAUAUAAAAUUUAAUGUCUUAAUGUACUGUGAUUAAUUAACUGGAGAAGUAUGGUAAUGUUUAUUAAUUAAAAAAAAAAUACCCUAUGCACCUGUGGUGUCUUGCUUUAAAAUAUUGAUUUAUGCACUUUUUUAUUAUUAUACCAAAUUACCUGUAGAACACUAUGACUGACCAAUCAGAAUCCAGUAAUAAAAUCCAUUUAUAUUCUUGAUAUAAGAUGAUUAUCGUUGCUAAAACUAGAUAAAAAUAGAAUGUCCACAUUGACAG
This is a messenger RNA of Ctenopharyngodon idella (grass carp), 5865 nucleotides long. RefSeq lists its product as uncharacterized. The transcript is spliced from 2 exons. NCBI's taxonomy places the organism in Eukaryota, Metazoa, Chordata, Actinopteri, Cypriniformes, Xenocyprididae. The record is from RefSeq and is a predicted model, not a curated record. The coding region runs from base 4422 to 5384 and encodes 320 amino acids.